This is a messenger RNA of Cloeon dipterum, 1951 nucleotides long. RefSeq names its product zinc finger protein Noc-like. NCBI's taxonomy places the organism in Eukaryota, Metazoa, Arthropoda, Insecta, Ephemeroptera, Baetidae. The transcript has 2 exons. Gene Ontology annotation, cellular component: nucleus. The coding region runs from base 42 to 1490 and encodes 482 amino acids. The record is from RefSeq and is a predicted model, not a curated record. Gene Ontology annotation, biological process: negative regulation of DNA-templated transcription.
CCGAAGCUAAAGCGAGUUCUCGUGCGUAGGGAACAGUAUAGAUGUCGUAUCUCCACACACAUCAAGCCACAGCCAUGAAACAGGAGAGAGUAGGGACUGAAGUGGGGGCACGGAGCCGCCAACCAGGGGAAACCGAGAUCAGUGUGUUCCAGACUCUGAAGCAGUGCACGAGUGCCGUCUAUUCGUCCCGCAUUAUAAUUGCAGCUUUGAAAGUUGAAUUUUGGAUAUCAUUCUGGAUUGAUUUUCUUCUGUGCGAGAACUCCGAGAUUUAUCUACGAACCGAGUGGCGCAGUGCUUCAAAAUCAAUGGUGGUGCACGAAUCAAGAGGAAUGCUCACGAACGGAAGCCAAUAUUUGUCGCACGACUAUCCUCCACCCUUGUUGGACACCAAAAAGAGUCCCUUGGCCAUGCUAGCGCAGACGUGCAGCCAAAUCGGGGCCGACUCGCCGGCCAGCGCCAAGAGCCUGCUAGACAAGUCGAAGAAAGACGCGCUCAACUCGGCGGCGAACGCGCUCUCCUCAUCCGAGCGCGCGCCCAGCGCCAAGUCGGACAAAACAGCCAGCCGCGUCUCACCGCCCUGCGUCACCGAAAUCACCAGAAGCACCCCAAUGGUGUUCAAGCCCUACGAGAACAUCCCUGUGUCCAAGCCGGUGGCGGAGAAGCCCUCGCAGAGCCCCGACUCGGGCAAAAAGUCCCCGACGAGCCCGUCCAAAUCGAGCCGCAAGUCGCCCCCCGCCAAGCACUCCAGCAAGGAGAAGGAGGGCGCCAGCCCCAUCAUCCGCUCCGGCAUGGAGAUGCUGCAAGGCGCAAAGGAGCCGUCCGGCUCGCCCUACAAGUCCCUCCCCGUCAACCACUACAUAGAAGGCAACCCCGCGUUCCGGGCGCCGGCCCUGCCGUGCUACCCACCCGGCUACCUCCCCGGCUACAUGCCGCCCUACUACCGCAAGGACGCGUCUGCGGUGUGCAAGGACCCGUACUGCACGACCUGUCCAGUGUCCGCGUCGCAGCACGCGCAGCUGCUGGCCGCGGUGGCCGCCUCGGCGCAGUGCCCGGCGGGCUGCGCGCACUACGACCACAACAAAUACGACCUGGCCGCCGCCCUGUCGCUGAUGCACCCGUCCAUGGCCGCGCUGUACCAGCAGCCGCCGCCCCAGGCAGCAUCCGGCGGCCCCCGAACCGUCACGUGCAGCAUGAUGGUCGGCGACAACUACUGCGGCAAGCCCUGCAAAUCCCCCGACGAGCUGAUCCAGCACCUGCGCUCACACGCGGGCCCCUACGCCGCCGACCUGCUGAGCCCGCACGCCAUGAUGCGCUACCCCAAUCCACCCCUGAGCCCGUUCUCGGCCGUCGCCAGGUACCACCCUUACGCCAAGCCAGGCGCCAUUCCUAGCGGCCCUUUCAGUGCUUUCAAUCAGCCACCCCUGUCUGCCUACUACCCUCAAUUCACCUUCUACUCACCCCGAGCAGGCACCUCGGCUGUUCAACCGUAGAGAAAUCCGAUUCUGGCGGUGGACUACCGUAAACAACGGCGAAGAUUCGACCAGCUGAUCGAAGGACGCUUUUCAUGGCGAGGGCGUCGCCUCCACACCACAGCGUCCCCGAGUUGAUGGUUCACCAGGGCUCAACAGGACGGAGCACUGGAGACGAAGAUCCCUGGCGGCUUCCGGAAGCGUGCAUUUGACUGUUAAUGAUGGAGAUUCUCCAGGAGAGGGUCCGUCAUAUUUGGCAUGGCUACAAGCAGUGAGUGGCCGACGGCAAUUGGUACAUUUCAACCAGAUGCAAUUUUGCAAAAAAGUUCAGCUGGUGAUCAAGGGUGUGCCUGUGAUUUAAUUAGUCUUGUACAUAUAUAUCCAACAUUUUCGCGCGGCAUGUCACGAAUUUGGCACGCUGUAAACUUUUAAGUUGUGUCUUUUUAAUUCUACUCGAAUAAAUCAACCAAUUUUACAAAGAA